ACGAGUGUGUGUCCUGGGACGGGGGAGUCCCUUUCCCCGCCCCUCCCCGCCCCGUGGCCACGGCGUGGCUGAGCCCGGGGCGGAGCUGGCGUCUCCUCGCGGACGGGCGGCGGGACGGCGGCCGCAGCCCGGGGCAGACAGGCGGACAGUCACGGAGCCCGGCCCGGCGGGAUCACCCGCAGUAGGACGACCUAGCGCGCUGCGGUGCGGCGGCGCCGACUGAGACCGGAGCUGUCCACCUUGGCGGAGCGCGGCAUCUCCAGGUCCCUGGGUCUGGACAUCCAGCUCUACUAGGCCUGGCCAUGGCAUUGUGCCUGAAGCAGGUAUUUGCCAAGGACAAGACUUUCCGGCCCCGGAAGCGCUUUGAGCCCGGCACACAACGCUUUGAGCUCUAUAAGAAGGCACAAGCCUCACUCAAGUCUGGCCUGGACCUUCGCAGUGUGGUGAGGCUGCCACCUGGCGAAAGCAUCGAUGACUGGAUCGCUGUGCACGUGGUGGACUUCUUCAACCGCAUCAACCUCAUCUAUGGCACCAUGGCUGAGCACUGCAGUGAGACCAGCUGCCCAGUCAUGGCGGGCGGGCCUCGCUAUGAGUACCGCUGGCAGGAUGAGCGCCAGUACCGAAGGCCUGCCAAGCUCUCGGCGCCCCGUUAUAUGGCAUUGCUCAUGGACUGGAUCGAAGGUCUCAUCAAUGAUGAGGAUGUCUUUCCGACACGUGUUGGAGUUCCCUUCCCCAAGAACUUCCAGCAGGUCUGCACCAAGAUCCUGACCCGCCUCUUCCGAGUCUUUGUCCACGUCUACAUCCACCACUUCGACAGCAUCCUCAGCAUGGGGGCAGAGGCACAUGUCAACACCUGCUAUAAGCACUUUUACUACUUCAUCCAGGAGUUCAGCCUGGUGGACCAGAGGGAGCUAGAGCCACUGAGGGAGAUGACAGAACGGAUCUGCCACUGAGUCCAGAUCUAGAUGUUGUUGCCUAUCAACUGGACCGUCGGACACAGUGUAGCUGGGAGAGGGGACCCUUAGCCUGUCGGUAGAGCAAUCUGAAGGCCUGUAGGACCCCUCUACAUACCCAACACCUCUGGACUUCUCAGAAGUCCGCCUGGAGAAGGGAGGGCUUCAAAGUGGGCAACUGAAGCAAAGGAGUUUAGCCCCUCACAUUCAGUCCAAGAGUAGGGUAGGCUUCCAGGUUCCUGCUCUGAUAUUUCACCCUUUCACCCUACCAUGGUGGGUCCCAAAUCUAUUUGGGGAAUAUGGAUGUGGCUGAACUGGUGGCAAGAAAAUUGUGAGAGUGAGUGCCUGUAUCUGAGCAAGCGGGUAGGUGUGUGUGCGCGCGAGGGGUGGGGGUUUGAUUGUGGGAUUUGUCUGAGAGAUUCAGGUCCUUUCUGGCACAUAG
Microtus oregoni (creeping vole) is the source of this 1395-nucleotide messenger RNA. It is a transcript of the gene Mob3c, whose product is annotated as MOB kinase activator 3C. Gene Ontology annotation, cellular component: cytoplasm; nucleus. Gene Ontology annotation, molecular function: protein kinase activator activity. Gene Ontology annotation, biological process: signal transduction; positive regulation of protein phosphorylation. Lineage: Eukaryota; Metazoa; Chordata; Mammalia; Rodentia; Cricetidae. The record is from RefSeq and is a predicted model, not a curated record. Bases 303 to 953 code for a protein of 216 amino acids. The transcript is spliced from 4 exons.